AUGAGUGGAAAAUUUGUAAGAGCAUCAAAAUAUCGUCAUGUUUAUGGACAACCUUCAAAAAAGGAAUUAUGUUACGAAAAUUUAAAAAUAACUAAAAAUGCAUGGGAUUCAAAUAUUAUUCAAACUAAUGGUAAAUACAUUUCAGUUAAUUGGGAUGCAUCAGGUGGAGGAGCAUUUGCAAUUAUACCAAUUGAAGAAGUUGGAAAAGCUCCAGAUACUGUUUCAUUAUUUAGAGGUCAUAAAGGACCUGUUUUAGACACUGCUUUUAAUCCAUUUAAUGAACAAGAAGUUGCUAGUUGUUCUGAUGAUGGUAAAAUCUUAAUUUGGACUAUACCUGAUGAUUAUUCAUUUCAUAGCUACUUAAAUGAAGAAGAUGAAGUUAAAGAUAUAACAGAACCAACCAAGAUUUUGGAAGGACAUUCAAAAAAAGUUGGAUUAAUUAGUUAUCAUCCAUGUGCUGAAAAUGUUUUAGCUUCAAGCUCAUUAGAUUAUUCAGUUAAAAUUUGGAAUACUAAGACUGGUAAAGAUGAAAUAUCUUUAAAACAUAAAGAUUUAGUUACUUCUUUUGCUUUUAAUUAUAAUGGUUCAUUAUUAGCCACCACUUCAAGAGAUAAAAAAUUAAGAGUUUGGGAUGUAAGAAAAGGUGAAAUCAUUUCAGAAGGUUCAGGUCAUACAGGAGCAAAACCUUCAAGAGUUUCUUGGUUGGGUAAUACUGAUAGAAUAAUUACAACUGGGUUCUCUAGGUUGUCUGAUCGUCAAGUUGGUAUAUGGGAUAUAAAUAAUAUUGAAAAAGGUCCAAUUGAUGGCUUCUUGGUGGUUGAUGCUUCAUCUGGAGUAUUAAUUCCAUAUUUUGAUGAAGAUACUUCAAUUUUAUAUAUUGCUGGAAAAGGUGAUGGUAAUAUUAGAUAUUAUGAAUAUGAAAAUGAUUUAUUAUAUGAAUUAUCACAAUAUGCAUCAACUGAUCCACAAAGAGGUUUUGCAGUAACCCCCAAAAAUAAAGUUAAUGUAAAAGAAAAUGAAGUUGUUAAAAGUUUUAAAACUGUUUUAGAUAAUUCAAUUGAACCCAUAAGCUUUUUUGUUCCAAGAAGAUCUGAAUUAUUUCAAAGUGAUAUAUAUCCUGAUUGUCCAUCAUCUGAACCUGCUUUAAGUGCUGAUGAAUGGUUUGAAGGAAAAGAAGUAAAUGGACCAAUUUUAAUGACUAUGGAAUCAUUAUUUGAAGGUAAAAAACCAGAAUUAAAAAAUAGUAAACCAGUGACUAAAGUAUCUGAAGCUAAAGAAAAAGAUCAAAAAGAAAAACAAGAAGCUAAACAGAAGGAAAAGACUGAAAUAUCAAAGUCAACUAAGACAGAAGCAACCAAAAAGCCAGAACCAGUAAAAGAAGAACCAAAAAAUGUAGAUGAUGUAUUAAAAUCAUCUAAUGAAAUUGGUAAUUUGUUGAAUAAAGUAGUAGAUCAAUCAGAUGAUGAAGAUGAUCAAAUUGAUUUAGAUGAUAAAGAAGAAGAUUGGGAAGAAGUUAAAAAAUCUGAUAUAAAAUCAGUUUCAUCUUCAGAGAGUAAAAAAGAUGAACCAAAACUGGAAGAAUCAAAAAAGACAAAAGAUGAGCCAAAAUUAGAAGAACCAAAAAAGGAAAAGGUUGAACUGAAAAAAGAUGAUCCAAUAAAGAAAACUGAACCAAAAACAGUUGAAUCUAAAGAACAAAAACCAAAAGAAAAAGAUACACCAACGGAGAUCUCAGAACCAGUACAAAUUGAACAAAUAAGUAAAGAAGCAAUAAAACCAUUAGACUCCAAGACCCAAUCUACCAGUAAAGAAGAAUCAUCACCAUCAACUAAUACAUCAACAACCACUAAACCAACAUUAGGUUCAACAAUUGAAAAAUUAUCAAAUCUUGUUAUAAAAUUAGAAUCACAAGUUACAAAAUUAACAGAAUCAGGAUUAGAAAAAGAUGAAAGAUUAAAAUCAUUAGAAGAAAAAAUUGAAAAAUUACUUAAUAGAUCUUAA
Lodderomyces pseudojiufengensis is the source of this 2001-nucleotide messenger RNA. It is a transcript of the gene CRN1, whose product is annotated as Crn1p. The transcript is spliced from 2 exons. Gene Ontology annotation, molecular function: actin filament binding. NCBI's taxonomy places the organism in Eukaryota, Fungi, Ascomycota, Pichiomycetes, Serinales, Debaryomycetaceae. Gene Ontology annotation, biological process: actin filament organization. The coding region runs from base 1 to 2001 and encodes 666 amino acids. The record is from RefSeq and is a predicted model, not a curated record.